This is a messenger RNA of Plenodomus lingam JN3, 513 nucleotides long. RefSeq lists its product as uncharacterized. Lineage: Eukaryota; Fungi; Ascomycota; Dothideomycetes; Pleosporales; Leptosphaeriaceae. The record is from RefSeq and is a predicted model, not a curated record.
AUGGCCUACUGGGAACAAGCACUCACAAUCUUCUUCCUCGCUUUACACCUCAUCUGGUGGCCCAUUAGCAGACUCUUCGCCUCCCUCGCCUUCCUCCUAGCCCCUUUCUAUCGUGUCGCCUUCUUUCUUCUACUACCCUUGAUCCACGCUGCGCAUGUCCUCGUCAACAUCUUGUCAAUUCCAUUCAGUCUCGCAUGGCUCCAACGCAUCGAGACACUAUACAUCUAUCUUGGCACAGCGGCCCUCAUCGGUUGCAUCACAGGCGUCCUCCUUUACAUCAUCGUUCAAUUGCUGUCAUCUGCUCUCAACCUCCAUCCAUCAGUCGUACCCAAGCCUCGCCAAAGGACCCGUACCGUGGCAGAGUAUCGGGCGGCCAAGGCUACCAAAAAGGAAGAAAGUUUUCAUCGUGCACCUACCAUCCCCCCUGGCAUCAUGAAGAAGGUGCCCGAGUUCCGCAGGCGCAAGGGCCUCCUUUCUUCCGCCAUCAUCGAGGAGGAGGACUCGGACUUUUGA